AGCAAAAGUGAAAUCACCGGCUCGGCUCUGUUCCUCACUGCAUAAGAGGUUUCUCAGAAGUCGAGUGUUUAAUGUAAGCUAAGGCAAUUAGGGCAGAUAUUGGCAACAAGUGACCUCCAUAAAAAGGACCCGCAUUUCCGUUCAGCCCGCAGUGAGAGAAGGACCCUGGAGGGUGAGAGAGCUUCGGAAACAAAAGCUAGAAAACAGACAGGAAGAGCUAGAAAGAACCAACAUGUCUAAACCCACAAUGAUGCCUUCGCCCAUAUGUUUGGUGGAGAAUGUGAACGGAUCACUCAGCAUCUGUAAAGAUGCCAUCGAGUUCCUUAGUAUGAUCAAUGAGCCGGUGGUGGUGGUGUCUGUGGUGGGACUCUACCGUACGGGGAAAUCUUACCUCAUGAACCGACUAGCCGGACAACAGACAGGUUUUGCUCUUGGCAACACUAUUGAGUCGAAGACCAAAGGCAUCUGGAUGUGGUGUGUCCCUCACCCGAAAAAAAAAGGACACACUCUGGUUCUGCUGGACACAGAGGGACUGGGUGAUGUGGACAAGGGAGAUUCUAAGAACGAUGGCUGGAUCUUCUGUCUGGCUGUUCUUCUCAGCAGUACUCUGGUGUACAACAGCCGCGGCACCAUCGAUAACAGCGCACUGGAGAAACUGCACUACAUCACUGAGCUCACAGAGCAGAUCAAGAUCAGAACAACAGAAGCAGCAGACGAGAAGGAGGAUGAGGAGGACUCAGAGUUUGUGCUUUUCUUCCCAUCAUUCACCUGGGUCGUAAGAGAUUUUACGUUGGAUUUGGUGAUUGAUGGAAGGAAUGUUAAUGAAGACCAAUAUCUAGAUUUUGCCCUGCAGCUGAGAAAAGGUAAUAAUAAGAAGACAAUGGACUUCAAUCUGCCCCGUCAGUGCAUCCGAAACUACUUUCCAACCCGAAAGUGUUUCGUGUUUCCAUCUCCAGCCUCACCUGAGAAGAUGAGGCAAUUAGAAAGUCUGCAAGAAAGAGACCUUGUACCGGAUUUUCUGGAGGUCACAGGCCGUUUCUGUGAGCACAUCUUUCGCAACAGUGUUGUGAAAACGCUGAAAGGGGGGCACAAAGUCACUGGUAAAUUGCUUGGAAAACUGGCUAAGAUUUACGUAGACACGAUCAGCAGUGGUAAAGUGCCCUGUCUGGAUAACGCAGUGGUAACUCUGGCAAAUCUAGAGAACAAGUGUGCUGUCGAAGAAGCUUUCAAAGUGUAUGAGACCGGGAUGGAAGAGGUGAAGAAGACGUUUCCAGUAAAUGUGGAUGAAAUCUCCUCUGAACACCAGAGGUUUAGCAGUUUGGCCAACGCUGAGUUCAUGAAACGCUCCUUUAAAGAUGAAAAACAGGAGUACAUUCAUCAACUUAAAGAAAAAAUAGAUGUGUACUAUGUUUGCUUGCUUCAAGACAAUGCCUCUGCAUCAGAGAAAAAGUGUAAAGAUCUGCUGAAGGAUCUGUACUCUGAAAUGAAUAAAAAGUUGCAGGAUGGAGUGUACAGUCAGCCUGGUGGAUUCAAACUCUACUGCAGUGAUAGAGACGUCAUCGUUGAAAAGUACCGCAGCGAACCCAACAAAGGUGUUAUGGCUGAGGCCGUGCUGCAUGAGUUUCUGAAUGAACGAGGAGCUGAAGCAAAAAGCAUCCUCUACACAGAUACACAACUCACUGAAAACGACAAAAAGCUUCAAGAGGAGAAGGAGAUGAAUGCUUUGAUGCAACAGAAGUGUGAAGAGGAAAAGGAGAAACGCAUAGAGGGCGAACGAAUGAUGGCGACAGAAAAAGUGAGGCAGGAGGACCAAAUCAAGCAGAUGCAGGAGAAGUUUGAGAAGGAGCGGGAGCAAAUGCAGCAGGAGACUCAGAAAGCCAUCGACAGCAAACUGAAGGAGCAGGAGGAGAUGCUGAAUAAGGGCUUUAAGGAGAGGGCUGACCUCCUGUCUGAGGAGAUCAAGGAUCUGAAAAAAGAGAAGAAGGGUUUUAUGGAAGAAUAUGUGAAGCCUCUACUUGGAGCUGCGGUGGAAAUCCUUCCUACUUUUCUCAAUUACAGAGUGAUGAUGAAAGGAAUGAAAUAUGGAAAGUGAACAGUGUGUUCACAUUUAAAUCACUGUCGUAUCACCAAUUGAUUGGUUUAUAUUUACAGCUUACCAGACGUAAUCAUGUUUAUUUAGGAUUGUAUUUGCUUUGAUAACAAGUGGUGUCCUAGGUCACGUAGGCAUGUACUUAAAGUAUCUGAUGUAGUUUUUGAUGAUGGAAAAAUCAAUGAUAUUUAACAAUUAUUAAGAUUAUUUCAUAGACCUUGAUUGCACAUUAAUUGCAGACCUAAUUGCACAUUCUGCCAUAUUACAUGUAUGGACUUGAGCAUUAUGUUCUUCAUUUCAUUAAAUUCAUCAAUAAAAAAAAA
Danio aesculapii is the source of this 2412-nucleotide messenger RNA. RefSeq names its product guanylate binding protein 1 (gene gbp1). The transcript is spliced from 11 exons. The record is from RefSeq and is a predicted model, not a curated record. Bases 233 to 2092 code for a protein of 619 amino acids. Lineage: Eukaryota; Metazoa; Chordata; Actinopteri; Cypriniformes; Danionidae. Gene Ontology annotation, molecular function: GTP binding; GTPase activity.